AUGGAUAAAACGGCCAAGAAACGUAUCCUCACAUUAAUGGGCGUCUGCGAAAGCUCAAAUGUUGAUGCACGACGCAACAAGGAGAUCAACGAUCAGAUCGAAAAGGAUCGACGGCUCAAUGAUUCGACUGUCAAGUUGUUGUUGUUGGGUAUGGUUUUUUCAGUUUUUAGUCAGAAGGCUUUCGCUGACCUUGAGCCUGGGCUUGAGACGAAGCCUGCGACUGAGACCGAGCAUACGCCAGAACCACGGCCAGAGCCAAAGCUUUGAGUCUGAGCUUGGAACUGGCCCUGUCUGAGCGUAAGCUAGAACCAGAACCAGAAUUAGAACUAGAGCUAGAACUAGAGCGAGAGCUAGAGCUAGAGCUAGAGCUAGAGCUAGAGCUAGAGCUAGAGCUAGAGCUAGAGCUAGACCUAGAGCUAGAGCUAGAGAUAGAGCUAGAGCUAAGGCUAGAGCAAGAGCUAAGGCUAGAGCUAGAGCUUGAGCCUGAGCCUGAGCAUGAAGUUAAGCUUGAGCCUGAGCCUGGGCCUGAGCUUCAGCCUGAGCCUGAGCUUUAGCCUGAGCUAAAGCCUUAGUUUAAGCCUAACCCUGAGCCUGCGUCUGUCUUAGCCAGUUUACCAUUUAGUAACGUUUGCUUAUAAAAAACUUAUGAGCUAUCCAUAGCGUGACAAAAGAAGCUAUUUCAAUACUGUUCAAAGUUUUCUGUUCUCAAUUAGUGUAAAUAUUUAAUUUCAGGUGCUGGUGAAAGCGGAAAAAGUACAAUUUUAAAACAAAUGAAGUAAGUUCAUGCCAUUUUGAAAUCAUUACAUAUUUUUUUUUGGUUAUUUCAAUUUAAUUUUGCAACUUAAAAAAAAAUUGUGUUUAAAAAUGAAGUUUAUGCUUUAAGAUGAAUUUUAGGCUUAAAAAUAAAUAAAUAUUAAAAAUUUCAAAAAUUUUUAAAAUAAAAUUUUUUCAGAAUUAUACACGAUAAUGGGUACACGGAAGCAGACGCAAUUCAAAAAAAGUCCAUGGUUUAUGCAAAUGUCAUCCAGGCGAUGCACUAUAUUGUACAAGGCAUCGAGAGGCUUGGCCUUAACUUUUCGAAUUCAAACUCGGCUGUAAGUAAACUUAAGUUUAACUGUAUAAGAAACUCAGCUAUUAUGUAUGUCCUGUAUAACGAACAACUUUAAAAAGCGCAAGCAGUUUGUUAUAUACAAAAGUUUCGUUGUACUUAGUUUUGGUUUUAUAAGCUUAUUAUAAGUUUAUUAUGCCAUUUCUUUUUGUACAUAUCAAAAUAAGUUUGUAUUUAUUGAAAAAACAUAAGUUUUAAGCCUAAAAUUGCUUACGUUUAAGGAACACGCUCGUCUAAUCGACGCAGUAAUUAAGAAGAACAAGGAAGGAGACCCCAUAGCCGACAAUGUUUAUAUGGCAAUUAAGGAGCUUACCAUGGAUAAGGCUUUUAAAAAGGCCAUGGACCGGAAAACUGAAUUCUAUAUGCCAGACUCUUCUGUACAGUAAGCUUACAUUUAAAAAUUUUCAAUUUUGAUUUAUGUCAUCAAAUGACAUUUUAAAUUACAAAUUGUGUCAUACAAGUACAUCUGUAAUCAUAAAAUGACCUUUUAAUUAAACUUUCUCAAAAUUUAGUUUUAUCGACUCACUAGACCGAAUAUGCAAUCCUAGCUACAUACCCAGCCAACAAGACAUUCUACUACUGCGUAUCUCGACUAUGGGUGUUAUUGAAGUGACGUUUAAGAUUAAGGACAAAAUGUGGCGGUAAGUGCUUGUUACUGUGGUAAAGAUACGAGAGUUAUGGCAAUGUUAAAUUUGUUUUUGGUAUCUUAAUACAGUUAUAUUUUAAAAUUUCAUCGCUGUGCAAUACAGGGUGCGUGAAAAGUGGUGUUACCCGGUUUUAUAAUCAAAUAUAAAUUUUAACAACAAAUAUAACUAAAACAACAACUAACAAUAGUAACAUAUAGUACUAGUUAUAACAUAGUCAAUCGGUUUCGAAGUGUCCGCCCGUUGCGGCUUGGCACAAGCGCAAACUCUUCAAAAAGGUUUCAGCGAUGGGCCGCAGUACCUCCGGUGACAGUUUGUCUCACUCUUCGAUCAAUGCUUGUUUCAAAGACUCCAAAGUUUGGUGUCUUCUACAACACACCCUAGCCUUCAAUAUCGACCACACACGGUAAUCCAUAGGAUUGAGAUCGGGAUAAUAUUGAGGCCAUUCAGCCGAUGCAAUGAAGCCAGGGAAAUGGGUUCGACACCACUCUUGCGUUGAUUUUGCUUUAUGGGCCGGUGCAGAGUCUUGCUGAAGGAUCCAUGCGGCUCCUUUGAAGCUUCUGAGCCCAAGGGAGUACCACAGCUUCCAAAAUGUCCCUUUGAUACACUUUUCUGUUGCUCUUCACGCCUUCAUUAACAAAAAUCAAAGGAAUCUUGCCUGAAGCACAGAUACCGGCCCAAACCAUACUGCCCCGAGGGUGUUGACGACUUGCCACGAUGGCUUCAGGUUCAGAAGGCUCUGUUGAGUAUUAUCUGUCAUUUUGGGGAUUGUAGACUUCUGUACAAUAGAAAUAUCUUUUUUGACCAGCGGCCCGCUGCUGGAGUAGUUUACAUCUUUUGAUACCUACCGCCUUGUUUUCUUUAGUUAGUUUUUGAUUUUUUUUUGAGUUUGUACGGCUUCAUCUUAAAUUUCUUUCCCACUAUGCGCCCCAAAGUAGUUUCUUUGAUUUCCGCCUCCCGGACUAUUUUUCGUACUGAGGUCCGUGGAUUUCGCUUCAUGAUCAUCUGACGAUCGGCCAGGGUGUUAACAGAUGCUGGACGCCCACUUCUAAGUCUGUCACAGUCAUGUCUAAGCUCUUCAAAACGUUUUACGGCUCUGUGGACUGUCAUUCUUGAAAUAUUCAACAAUUUCGCGAUUUUGGGGUUACUUUUUCCUUCAUUAUUUAAUUUGAUGACGGUAGCCCUCAUGUUUGACAUCUAAAUACGGACAGACGGUAGACAAUGAAGACUUAACUUUUAUGGUUAUACAAUAAAAAAACCACGGAGAAUAAGACAAAAUGAAAAAUUUUAAAUAAUUUAACCGCAACAUAGAGAAAACGACCGGUAAAGUUUGGUAACACCACUUUUUACGCACCCUGUAACAAGAUACUAAAGCUAUGUUUGUCUUAAAAAGAUCGUUUUUGUACUAUAUUGAUAUAUUCGGAAUGGCAUUUUAAAUAAAUUUGAAAUUUCAGAGUAUUUGAUGUUGGAGGUCAGCGCUCACAGCGAAAAAAGUGGAUUCACUGCUUUGACGAUGCCCGUGCUGUGAUCUUUGUUGUCGCUCUGAGCGAGUACGAUCAGGUGUUGAUUGAGGACAAUACUACUGUAAGUGCUUUAUUGUUUGUACUUGUAGAUUUAGGUUUAUAGCUCUAUAGUAACGUGUGAUGGUAUCUCUACACUACCCAAGUUUUGGCUUUAAACUUAGCUUUAACCUGAGCCUUAGUUUUAGAUUAAGCCUAAGCUUGACCUUAGACUUGGAUUUGAGCCUGCGCUUGAGCCUGAGCUUGAGCCUGGGCCUGAACGUGAGCCUGAGCUUGAGCUUGAGUUUGAGCCUUAUUUUUGAGUUUGAGCCUGAGCUUAAGCUUGAGCCUGAGCUUAAGUUUAAGCUUGAGUUUGAGCCUUAUUCUGAGUUUGAGCCUAAGCUUUUGGCAUUAAUUGUUGCCUUAGCUUUAGCCUGAGCUUGAACCUUAGUCAGAGCUUCAGCCUAACAAUUGUGAGCUUGAAGCUGACCUUAGUCUUAGUUGUAGUCUGAGCCUUAAACUAGCCAAAAUCUUAGAGUUUUUUCUGUAAAUUAAUUUUGUUAAAUUUCUUUUUUAAAACUUACUAAAUUAAAAAAGCUUUCUGCAAUUUUCAGAACCGGAUGCUGGAAUCCAUCCAAUUAUUCAAGCAAGUCUGUAACAACAAACAUUUCAUCGAGACUUCAAUUAUAUUAUUCUUGAACAAAAAAGACUUGUUUCGUGAGAAAAUAGAAGAAAAUCAGAUUCCGCUGAAGAAGACCUUCCCCGAGUAUAGUGGUGAGCUCAAGUACGAACCUUGUGUCAAGUAUAUCGAGAAAAAGUUCUUUAUGGCCAACGAAGUGCCCAACAAGAAUAUAUAUUGUCAUCAGACUUGUGCUACGGAUACUGAACAGGUUCAGUUCGUGUUGGACAGUGUUAUGGAUACAAUUUUGAGUUCAAAGCUUAAAGGGUGUGGGCUUUACUAG
This is a messenger RNA of Bursaphelenchus okinawaensis, 4213 nucleotides long. The record is from the annotation of a GenBank genome assembly. NCBI's taxonomy places the organism in Eukaryota, Metazoa, Nematoda, Chromadorea, Rhabditida, Aphelenchoididae.